GCCCACAAGGCCCGAGCCCACCACAGCUAGGGUUUUCUCGGCGCAAUAAGACCAUCCUCUCCUCUCACACCCGCCGCCGCCGCCGCUCCCGCUCCCGCUCGCACCGUCGCAUCUCCGCAGGGUUCGCAAAGAUGGCGGUGCCGCUGCUGACGCAGAAGAUCGUGAAGAAGCGGGUCAAGCAGUUCAAGAGGCCCCACCUCGACCGCUACAAGUGCCUCAAGCCAAGCUGGCGCAGGCCAAAGGGUAUUGACUCCUGCGUCAGGCGGAAGUUCAAGGGAUGCACCUUGAUGCCCAACAUUGGAUACGGCUCUGACAAGAAGACCAGGCACUACCUCCCCAACAAAUUCAAGAAGUUUGUUGUUCACAAUGUCUCUGAUCUGGAGCUGCUUAUGAUGCACAACAGGACGUACUGCGCGGAGAUUGCCCACAACGUCUCCACCCGCAAGCGCAAGGAGAUUGUUGAGCGUGCUGCACAGCUGGACAUUGUGGUCACCAACAAGCUUGCCAGGCUCCGCAGCCAGGAGGACGAGUGAAAUGUUCAGUAGUUGCAGUUGCGUUGUUCUUAGAACAGUACCGAGUGAAAUGUUCUUAGAACAGUUGCGUUGUUCUUAGAGCUGGAGAUACUCUUCCACCAUUUUUAUGCUUAUAUUAGACAUGUUCUGUGGACGUAAUUUUGCUAUGAGUGUACUAGUGAUGGCGAAUACCAUCUAGUUUUGAUCUGACAUAAUGAAAUUGUGGCAAUGACUUCCUCAUGCUUAAGGUU
Panicum hallii is the source of this 763-nucleotide messenger RNA. RefSeq names its product 60S ribosomal protein L32-1-like. The record is from RefSeq and is a predicted model, not a curated record. Gene Ontology annotation, biological process: translation. The transcript has 4 exons. Lineage: Eukaryota; Viridiplantae; Streptophyta; Magnoliopsida; Poales; Poaceae. Gene Ontology annotation, molecular function: structural constituent of ribosome. Bases 132 to 533 code for a protein of 133 amino acids. Gene Ontology annotation, cellular component: ribosome; cytosolic large ribosomal subunit.